This is a messenger RNA of Pogonomyrmex barbatus (red harvester ant), 2463 nucleotides long. RefSeq names its product solute carrier family 22 member 3. Gene Ontology annotation, molecular function: transmembrane transporter activity. Gene Ontology annotation, cellular component: membrane. Gene Ontology annotation, biological process: transmembrane transport. The record is from RefSeq and is a predicted model, not a curated record. NCBI's taxonomy places the organism in Eukaryota, Metazoa, Arthropoda, Insecta, Hymenoptera, Formicidae.
AAAUUAUUAUAUACUUUCUUAAUUUUGAUAAACUUGAGUAACUAAUCAAAUCUUAAAUUCUUUCUCUGAAUAUAAAUCAUUAGUUUUACAUAUUACAAAUAUUUUAUAAAAAGGAACUUUGGUUUUCUCGAUAUGUCGCAAAUGGAUCGAAUAUUCGAUAUAAACAGAAAGGGUGUUCAAUUGAUCUUCCAAAAUUGCUUGUUCGCAAAGGAAUGAACAAAUGUGAUUAUACAAGGCUUGUGCCUUCAAAUUGCAAUCCGCAUCGCACUUUUGACGGACUUAGUCGUCGGAUUAUCAAGGGUUGAUGUGGAGAGAUCGUCACUCACGAUGAAUGCGGAGGAAGCUAAAGUGGGCUGCUUUCAAAUGGUGUUGGUGCUAUUACUUGGGAUAAACUAUGUCAUCGUCGCCAUGAGUCACGCGUUGCCAGUUUUUCAUAAUUACACGCCAAAAUUCUAUUGUCAGGUAAAAGAUUCAACGAAUAAAAGCUAUGGCUGUCAAACCGCAGCGAAUUCAUCGAUCGUCGCCAAUUUAACUUUCGCAACGUCGGAAGUGUCGAUCCUUACGUCCUGUUCCGGCCAAUAUCGCUUCGUGACGGAGUUUGCGGAGAACAGCGUAAUCACCGAAUGGGGUUUAGUAUGCGAGAAACGGUACCUGUCUUUUCUGGGGCCGACCGUUUAUUACAUCGGGGUACUUCUGGGUGCAGGGAUUACCGGAUUUCUAGCCGAUCGUAUCGGCAGACUUCCGGUCCAAGCGAUAUGUCUUUACGCGCAAGGCACGAUGGCGGUCGCCCUCUACAUUGUACAGAGCUAUCCUGCGUUUUUGGCGCUCCGUGGUCUUCAAGGAGUAUUCGUUCAAGGCUUGCAGAAUUCCACAUAUAUUCUCUCCCUGGAACUAUUUCCAACGCGAUCUCGCACUCUCAUCUCAUUAAUUAUGCAAAUCUCUUGGUCAAUCGGCCUCAUUCUGCUAGCAGUACUCAGCUACGUGAUUCCCGAUUGGCGAAUUUUACAGUUGGCUGUUUCUGUACCCACCGCAAUUACUGUACUGUAUAUUUGGAUUAUACCGGAAUCACCGAGAUGGUUAUUGGCUAGAGAAAAAUUGACGGAGGCCGAUAUGGCGCUCGAAAGAAUUGCAAAGUAUAACAGCUGUUGCAUCGGAUCGCGAACAAAGAAUAUUCCUGUGCAAGAAGUAUGCGUGAAAAGUAAUAAAACUCCGAUAAAACCGGAGAGAAAGUCACGUGUCCCUAGUAUCGAAUUUAAGAAAACCAAAGCAGAUGAAAAUCAACAAGAAGAAUCUACGAAUUUAUUAAACGGCAUAGAAUCAAAUGAACAAAAAAUUACAGAGAGAACUUCAGUAACCGAUUCGACCACUUCGAAAAACAGAUUUUCCAAUAUAGAAUUACGCUCAGAGGCACCAAGUUUAGCAGAAAAUUUUGACAAGGGGCAUUUACCUUCGAGUUCAAAAUGCAAUCGAAGAUCAAAGAUAAUGACGCAAUCGAAAUGCGAUCAAAGAAUUUCCUUGAAAGACGCGGAGGAAGUAGUGUUACGUAGAGCAAAGAAAGAAAAAACCUGUGAAAAUGAAGAUAAAACGGAAGAUAGUAUCAAGAAACAAAGUCGGAUCAAAAUAAAUUUAACAUUCAAGAAUGCAAUCAAGUCGUCCAUAUUAAGAAAAUACGGUGCUAUUAUGAUUUACCAAUGGUGGAUAUCCGCAAUAGCAUCUAGCAUAUUUGACGAUCUGGCGCCAAGUUUUUCAAUUAAUAGACACAUUACGUUUGCCCUAGGCGGAGUUCUCGAAAUGGCAACAUACACAUUUGUGUAUUUUGUAUUAUCUAGAUACGGUAGACGAUUGCCAAUGUGCAUAUAUCAAUCUCUCAAUGGCAUUGUUUGUAUUUUAAUAGCGGUUUUUUUCAUUUUAAUCCCUACCACUGCACUAUGGACUGAUUUCGUAAAAACGAUAAUAUUGCUUUUUGGCAGAGUAACUAUUACGAGCACUCUCUCUGUUGUCUAUUUAUAUACUGUUGAAAUAUUCCCAACGAUAAUACGAGGUAGCUGCUUAGGCUUAUGUGUGAUAUUUGCAAAAAUUGGCAGCCUAAGUAUGCCAUAUUUAUUAUUAUCGAGGCAACACAUAUCACUUCCCAUACUGUUACUAGUCAUUGGAAUAUUAUGCUUUGUCUCCGGUGCUUUGACUUUGAUUAUCCCGGAAACGUUAAAUAAAAUUCUACCAGAUCAAGUGGAAAAUGUAAUUGUUGGCAACAGUAUUUGCAAGAAUGAUGUCAAUACAGAAAAUGAAGUAAAGGAAGAAGAUAGGACAGAAAGGCAAAUUCUAAGGGAGAAACUCUUUUCAGAAGAUUGGGUGGAUGCUGGCAAUGGAAUUCUGGUGAAUUUUACAGAAAAUAAAAAUACCGAAUAACUUGAUGGUGAAAUAUGAUAAUUUUGUAUCAUAUUUGAUGUAUAUUAUUUUCGGACU